AUGAGCGAGGCGCGAGCUGCGAGGAAAAGACUGGAUAAACGUAUUUGUCCCACAAAUGGGAGACUCGACGAGAAGAUUGGCACCCUUCCUCGUUCGACAACGCGAACCCCAAUCGCGUUGAAGGGACUUCCCACCCCACUGACCAGGCCUGUCUCUUCAACAUUUGGCCCACGGCUCGGCGAGCCGUUCAAUUUCGCAACGAAACCAGAGAAGCUUGAUUCCACAUUCAAGCUUGACCAUGAACAAGAUGCCCUGGACGACAUGUUCCUACACGAGGGGUCUGCCUUUAUGGAGGCAGCAGAACUUGAAAGUUGUCUCAACGAGCACGAAGUGCACACUUCGAUAGAGAACGACCUGGACAUUACCAUGAUGAUCAGGUCUGAUGGCUAUGAAGCGGAUACGUGA
Molecule: messenger RNA, 405 nt
Organism: Sphaerulina musiva SO2202
Lineage: Eukaryota; Fungi; Ascomycota; Dothideomycetes; Mycosphaerellales; Mycosphaerellaceae
Exons: 1
Coding region: 1-405 (134 amino acids)
Source: RefSeq, a predicted model, not a curated record